ACAAUGUCGACCGUCACCAACAGAAUCGUCCAACGCAGCAAUAUCGGCUUCACACAGGGGGUCAACUAUGGCGAUAAUGUUUUCUACGACGGCAACAAACCAGAAUUGACCCCAAAGCACAUCGCACUUGAGACGCAUAAAAAGAUAAAAGCGGAAUGGGAGAUUGCUGGAACCUGCGACUGGCUAUUGCAAGAGAAUGAUUUCCAGUCAUGGAGAAGACUGGAGACGGGUUCCUCCUUCCUAUGGCUCUAUGGUCCUCCUGGAUGCGGGAAGUCAACUCUGAUGUCUCGUGUCAUUGAAAGCAUUUAUGAGGAUCAAACUGCGGCAGGAGUCCCUGGUGACCGUAUCAAUCUAUUGUACUUUUAUGUCGGUUUUGGUGAUGAUAACAACAGGGAGAAGCUCUAUCGAAGCAUGCUGGAAACAUUCUGGGAGCAGGCGGUGAAGAAAUCCGAAGCACGAUCUAUGAAUGUAUUCGGAAAUCAUUCCCCUCCCGAGUUGAUGCAAGAUGAGCUACAUAAACUGCUGGCUUCAUCUUCAUUGCAAGGUGACAUAUACAUGGUCAUUGAUGCAUUGGAUCAACUCCCCCAAGAAUCCCAGUACUCGCUGAUUGAGGGACUCAAUACCUUGGUACACAAGCUCAAUCUCGAAACGAGCCGCCGGUUUCGUGUAGCCAUUAGCUCACGAUAUCUUGAUGGAAUAGAUCAGCUGCGAGUGCAUAGGCUGUUUCCCCUAGUCAUUAAAGUCACACCAGGGAGCAAUAAACUGGAUAUUCAAAGAUAUCUGGAUCGGAAUCUCAAAUCGAAGCUUUUUGACAAGAAUCCAGAGCUUCGGAAACGGGUCUUUGAUGAAUUAAACGAGAAUGCCGAUGGAAGGCGAGUAUCACUUUCCAUUUCCACGGUCACCAGCUAAUAGAAUCUAGGUUCUUGAUGGUUCAUCUGCAAACAUUGAACAUCUGCAACAUGAGAAUGAAAAAGCAAGUCCUGGAUGCUCUGAA
Molecule: messenger RNA, 994 nt
Organism: Aspergillus wentii DTO 134E9
Lineage: Eukaryota; Fungi; Ascomycota; Eurotiomycetes; Eurotiales; Aspergillaceae
Product: ATP-binding protein
Exons: 4
Coding region: 4-909 (301 amino acids)
Source: RefSeq, a predicted model, not a curated record